GCAGCAUCAGCAUCACCGGAAUGAGUAACAGUGCGCAACUUGAGAAAUAACUAUAGUGUCUGGAGGAGCGCGCGUGUGACCGUUAAUCGUUAACUUCACGAGCCGGGUUUCUCUCCAGCGUAUUCAUGAGGGCUUAAAAGGUGCCAACAAGGAAACCCAGCACGGACUCUCUGUGGAGCUGCCGCCGAAGAAAGAGGAGCCAUGGACUAUAUAAAAAACCACAACACUUAUCUCCCCGUCUUCAUUUUGAUAAUGAGCAGUACCUGCCACGCCCUUUUUGACCGAUUUCUGGACGAAGACUUCCCAGAUGAGUUUCUUCCUCAUCCCCUGGACAAUGACAGCCACUUUCCCUCCUGUGAUUUUGAAUCACCGUGUCUCUGGACUUUAUCGAACAGCAGCCGAAGUGACUGGUUAUUAGUGUCGCCACAGCAACCACAGAGUACAAAGGCUGGGAUGAUGCCUGCAACUGACAACUCAGAGGGAAGGUCUGAUGGACACUUCCUUCUUUUAACUCCGUCACCUGAAGCUGAGGCCUCUGGGAAAUGUGACUACCACUUAAUGAGCCCAGUAUUGCCAAAAAGCAGCAUGGACUGCCUGCUUCAGGUGGCUGUGUAUGAGGCCGGCCCCAUGGUGGGGAACCUCACACUGCUGAUCAAGCCUGCUCAACCAGAUUCAGACGUUCACUCGGAGAUGCUGCACCACAGGGGACGAGACGACCGCAGGGCUGAGUGGCAGAUUUUUGGAGUUCCGAUUGGCUGGGUGGCUGGACCCUUUCAGGUGACCCUGCUCUACACUUCGUGUGAGAGAGAAGCCACUGUGGCUCUGGACUCGCUGGAGUUCAUAAACUGCGAAUCAGAACACCAUUUCGGUGAAAUGAGUCCCAUUUGUGAGGAAUCUUUCCACUGCAACCACUCAGGAGACUGCAUCGCCACGAGCCAAGUGUGUAACUUCCACACGGACUGUCCUUAUGGAGAAGACGAGGGCUUCAUCUGUGGGCACUUCUUGUUUCUCCCUGUCAGAGAGAGUAAUUCACUUAAAGAAGCGUUCGUUCAGAGCUCUGCAUUCCCUCGUCCAGUCUCUUCUGUUGCUUGCCAGAUGCAUUUCUCUCUGUACCUGCGUGGUCAUUUUAAUGGCUCGUUGCAAGUGGCUAUAGAGGAAAACGGGACCGUCGCCGCGGUACCGGUCUGGGAGAGGAAUGGUCAAGCCGAAGAUAACUGGGAACCGGUUGCCCUGGAACUGACUGACCUUCAUCACGGGUUUCGUGUUAAAGUGACAGCUGUGUGGGGACAAGGCUCCAAUGCUGACGUUGCUCUAGAUGACAUUGCACUUGGAGCAGCCUGCUUCCAGUCAGAUCUCAACUUUCUGCUGCCCACGACCGACUUUGAAGAUUUCUUAAGCCCCCUUCCAGAGCCUUUGGCCUCAGAGGUUUCUCUGAUGACUUGGUGGUUUACAUCAUGCGGUGCCAGUGGACCACAGGGCCCAACCCAAGCCCAGUGUGACAGCACUUACAGGAACAAAAAUAUCAACGUUACCGUGGGGAAGGAGGGACACUUGAAAGGAAUUCAGAUGUGGAAGGUGCCUGCUACUAACAGAUACCUGAUCUCUGCUUAUGGGGCUGCAGGAGGAAAAGGAGCCAAAAACCACAACAAACGCAACCAUGGGGUCUUUAUUUCUGCCAUCUUUCCUCUGGAAAAAGGAGAUAUGCUUUACAUCUUGGUGGGACACCAGGGAGAAGACGCAUGCCCAGGGAGAAAUCCUCACACCAAAAAGAUCUGCCUCGGAGAGUCAUCUGUGAUUGAAGACAACCUCAAGCUGCAGGCUGGUGUAGAGUGGGCUGGAGGAGGAGGCGGAGGAGGGGGAGCAACGUACGUCUUUAAGAAGGAGGAUGGAGAGCUGGUUCCCUUGCUGAUCGCAGCUGGUGGAGGAGGAAAUGCCUACCUGGAGGACCCUGAGUCCAGUCUGGACAACAUACCACUGGAGCAGUAUGAAAACAGCACCGAAGCUCCCAGUAGCAAUGGCCAAACUGGUGCAGCAGGUGGAGGUGGCGGCUGGAAAGAUAGUUCAAGUUCUCACCUGAUGGCUGGCAGAUCCCUGGUGGAAGGUGCCGAGGGGGGAUCUUCAUGCCCCCUGGCGCUGUCUAAGCUCAGCUGGUCGACCUUCGGAGGGUUUGGAGGAGGAGGCGGUGCGUGCACAGCUGGAGGAGGUGGAGGAGGAUACAGAGGAGGCGAUGCUGCUUUGACAGAUGACAUCACAGCUGAUGGUCAGAAUGGAAUUUCAUUUAUUCACCCGAUGGGAGAGAUUUUUCUGCAGCCUCUGGCAGCAAUGGAAAGUCACGGUGAGUGUGAGAUCAAGGUGCAGCUGAACUGCAGCCACUGUCAGACGCAGAGCUGCAAACGAGAAGCAGAUACUCACCUCAUCCUCUGCCUCUGUGAUGAUGAUGAUGAAGUCCUGGACAUUGACAACGUUACAUGUUUUAGGCCUCCAACGCCUCGUCAAAGCCCGACUCUACCGGUCCCGGUCCCGAUGCCGACAUCCCUGAUCCUGGCUGUUGUGGUCUCCACCGUCGCCAGCGGCUUUGCGCUGGUCUGCGCCGGCGUCAUCCUCACAUCUGCACCGGGCGAUGGCUCGACGGCACCUCUUACCUGCACGCAACGCCCCCCCUCCCUGGCAGACUACCAACCUGCAUCGGGGACAUGGGCUGCCUCCAUGGCGGUGUGGUACCACAAAAAGAACGACCUGCCUGCAGUGAGGGGGCGUCUUCAGAGUCCCGAGUAUAAGCUGAGCAAAAUCCGUUCCUCCACCAUCAUGACGGACUACAACCCAAACUACUUUUUCACCGGCAAAGCCACUUCGUUCAGUGAGCUGAAGGAAGUGCCACGCAAGAACAUCACCCUACUGAGGGCCCUUGGUCACGGAGCCUUCGGUGAAGUCUAUGAAGGUCAAGUUCUGGGGAUGAGUGGUGAUGGCAGUGCUAUGCAGGUGGCCAUAAAGACUCUACCAGAAAUCUGCUCCGAGCAGGAUGAAAUGGAUUUCCUGAUGGAGGCUCUGAUUAUGAGCAAGUUCAGCCAUGAGAACAUCGUGCGCUGCAUUGGCGUCAGUCUGAACAUCCUGCCGCGCUUCAUCCUGCUGGAGCUGAUGACCGGAGGAGACAUGAAGAGCUUUUUGAGAAGAAACAGGCCACGAGCGGGCCAGACCUCGUCUCUCACCAUGCGGGAUCUGCUGCGCAUGGCCAGAGAUAUCGCCUGUGGAUGUCGCUAUCUGGAGGAGAACCACUUCAUACACAGAGACAUCGCUGCCAGAAAUUGCCUCCUUACCUGCCCUGGGUCGGACAGAGUGGCUAAGAUUGGAGACUUUGGCAUGGCACGAGAUAUUUACAGAGCCAGCUAUUACAGGAAGGGCGGCCGGGCCAUGCUGCCAGUUAAGUGGAUGCCACCAGAGGCCUUCAUGGAGGGGAUCUUCACCUGCAAAACUGACACAUGGUCAUUUGGAGUUCUGCUCUGGGAGAUCCUCUCGCUGGGUUACAUGCCAUAUCCUUGUAAAACCAACCAGGAGGUCCUGGAGUUUGUCACCAGCGGAGGCAGGAUGGAUCCUCCCAAAGCCUGCCCAGGGCCUGUCUAUCGGAUCAUGACCCAGUGUUGGCAGCACUGUCCUGAGCAUCGGCCCAACUUCUCGACUAUCCUGGAGAGAAUCAACUACUGUACUCAGGAUCCAGAUGUGAUCAACACGCCUCUACCUGUGGAAUAUGGCCCCAACACGGAUGAUGACGGAGGCACUGUAAUCCGUCCUACUGACCCGACAUCUACCUGUCUCACUCCACUUCUAGUCUCACACCCUCCCUCCCAGGAUUGUCCCUCCCAGCUGGGUUUCUCAGCCAUGGGCCUGGGUCCCACCCCUCUUCCCCUGCAGCCUACAAAGCCCCGUCUGCUCCUGCAGAGGACCCAACCUGUCCACCAUGAAGUCACAUCAUGUCGCGAGGUUUUGGAGCCAUGCUGGGCUGAGCCCGUUCCUGCCCCUGGUUUGUCAGCGGUCUCCAACUGGCUCCACCCUGAGCCUCCUCAUCACCGACCCUACUCCAGAAACAGCUCUUCCUCAGAGAACCAGAGGCUGAAGAACAAGACUAAGAACCUCUGGAACCCCACAUAUGGAUCCUGGGUCUUGGAUAACUUAAGGGGGAAGAAGGCGCUCACUCACACCCAGUCCAUGCCACUCUCGAGCUCCACCUCCAAAACGCAGACCCACAGCCCAGCUUCAGAAAACCACGAGGCUGGCAGUGACGGCACCAGCAGCACCUACCUCAGCCCUAAAAGCCUCUGCACUUCCUCGACUUCAUCUUCUUCUUGCCAGGCUCAGGCUGCCUCUAGCACGUCCUCCCAUAAGACACCAGCAGGCGGUGGCACAAAAUCUAUGGACCUUGCUAAGCUCCAGAGUUUCCCAUGUGGCAACGUCAACUAUGCCUACGACGAGCAAAGCUAUGAGGCAGAAAGCCUGCCGUUGGUUGUGCCCAAAGCCCCAGAAGAUGUGAAAAACACCAGCUCUGCUACCAGUGUCUCAUCAGGGAGUAGCCUGGGACUAGCAUUAGGCCUCCAUACCCCCUCAUCCUGCAUGCCCAAGCUGCUGCUGCUGAAGCGCCAUGCCAGCUACGGGCAUGAGGAUGUGAGGAGACACACCAAAGCUGAGAAACCCACACGUGACAGAGACUCUGGCUUUUCUCUGUCUGAAGACCUCAGUGUUACUCCUAUCUAAGAAAAGGAUUCAAAUGUCACCUGAAUCCGUUUCUCAGAAACUGAGACUUUAGCUCUGGAAUUUUUAGAAUAAAAAGCAUGACCAUGAAGGCUCCUUCAUGGUCAAGUGCCACAGUGUCUGAUUCUUACAGCUCCUAGAAUGCUGGAAAACACAACUGAACAUUCCCGUCCACACAAACACUCUGUAAUACAGAGAGCCAACACUGGAGCCCUGUCAAAGGCUUCUGAUACCAUAGUAGCUGAACACUGAUGCUGAAACACUGGGAGACUGGCGGCCCUGCACUUCCUCAGUGUCCACACUGUGGGUGAGGGCUGCCAAAACGUACUGCUGUUGAUGGACUCCUUUUAUACCUGUUAUUUUUUCUUUUUGCUGUAUUUUAUUCAUGAAAGCUUUGCUGGCAGUAUAUGUGAAUUUGUAGUAUUUAGUGUAUGACCAUAAAAGACUAAAAGAAUAUUGAGUCAUUGGGAGGAGAAUCUCCAAGACGUUUUAAUUUCAUAGGUAUAAAUUUUUUGAAAAGUAAUUCCACUCUUUUGAUGCUGAUGGGCAGAAUCACAGCUCUAUAUACACUUUAGGACCUUUAUACUACUCGUUGGUACUCUAAUAUAAUUGGUUUCAUCCCAUACAAUGUGAAAACACUUCCUCUGGCAAUAACGUGUAUUUUCUGACUUGGUAGGUGAAGCACGAGCCUGUUUCCAGCCUUGUUCUCAGCUAACUGGAUACUGGUCUACAAAUUUAAAGUUUGGGGGGUUUAAACUCUUUUUGACUCUGGAUCAGUGGUUCUCAAACUGGGGAGGGGCCCCACCCAGUGGAGCAAAGAGCCACUGCAGGAGUGGUGUUAGGAAUCAGGGUACACUCAACAAAGCGUUGAGCUGCUUGCUAUUGCAAACAUCUCAUCAGCCAAUCAGGUGGCAGCAACUUGAUUUAGGCAUUUAGGCAUGGUCAAGGCGACCCGCUGAAGCAAGCAUCAGAAUGGGGAAGGAAGGUGAUUUAUGACCACGCUGUACCCAUCUUCUGAUCCAAUAGAGCAACUUUUGGGAUGUGGUGGAAAAAGGGAUUCACAUCCUGGAUGUUGGAACUUUGUGAUGCAGUCAUGACAGUAUGGACCAAAAUCUCUGAGGAAUGUUUCCAGCACCUUGUUGAAUCUAUACUAUGAAGAACUGAGGUAGUUCUGAGGGUACAUGGGGUCUACCCCUGCAUUAGUAAGGUGUAUCUAAAUCUAAUGAGGUGUAAAUAUAACUUUAUGUAUGCUAAUGCUUUUGUGUUGAAUUGCAUCUUUUUCACAGUGCGCUAAAAAUUGUGGGAUGGGGGUCGUGAGCUUGAGUGUACCAGAAACAGUCUGAGAACCACCGCUCCAGAUUGAAAUAAUGGAUGUUAGCUUCUGAAGAAACCGGCCCACCAAAUUAGACACAUUUGCUUUCUUUGAGGGUUUUAUUUUUGUGGAUGAGGUCUCGUUCCCCUUGUCCCAAUAUUUACUUGGCUUUAGAGAUGUUUGAAGAGUCCGAGUUUGAUGACGACCUUGCAGCUAAGAAAACACGAAAGCUAUUUUUGUACUUGCUCCUACUUGCUUACACUGGACUAACAUUACAUUUGUAGCUGUUUGUUGUUGAUGUUUUGUUUUUGCAUUUGCAUUCAGUCAUGUUAAUGAUGAAUCUGUAAUCGAUCACUGCCAUUCGAUACGUACUGCUACACUGCCUCUAUAGAUGUAGUGCUGGUAGUACUUACGUUUACUCAACAGGGGGAGGUAUUCAACUCUGAAAUACCAAACAAGUUGCUGUAUUUAUGCUUUCAGGUUAUUCUUAUUUAAUCAAGUUUAUAGUUGUACUUGGUGUGUGACAUUAUUUUGAGCCUGAACAUGGCAAUAUUAUAUUUUUUGAUAUGUUGUUACAUUUAUGUAAGAGUUCUGUAGGCUUACUGUGUGUUAUAAGAUAAGACCUGCUGAUAUUUGUGUCUUUAUCUGCUGUUUAUCUCUUUAAGAAAAAAAACGUUUGUGCCAUAUAGCAAUACUGAUUACUGUGGAUUGUUUUUUUUCUCAUUUUCUUAAAGAAGAAAAAAAAAGACCCUCAUCUUACUCAUAGUUUAUAUUUCUUAUGUCCCGGUAGAUUUUAUUUCACACUCAUUUCAGUUUUUAUUCCUGUAUUUUUGUAGCUGAGGAUGCCUCAAACAAAAGUGCAAAGACAUUCUAUGCAAUAUACCGUCUUUACUUUCAUCUCACCUAACUGUGCCCCAAAUAAAUCAACAUAUAUCAACCUCACUUGUGUGAGUAUGAUCAGUCACACACAUUUAUAUCCCUGCAAAAGGCCGUCAACUCUGUCCAGACUAA
This is a messenger RNA of Pundamilia nyererei, 7063 nucleotides long. It is a transcript of the gene ltk, whose product is annotated as leukocyte receptor tyrosine kinase. The record is from RefSeq and is a predicted model, not a curated record. The transcript has 29 exons. Bases 202 to 4743 code for a protein of 1513 amino acids. Gene Ontology annotation, cellular component: plasma membrane; signaling receptor complex. Gene Ontology annotation, molecular function: ATP binding; transmembrane receptor protein tyrosine kinase activity; protein binding. Lineage: Eukaryota; Metazoa; Chordata; Actinopteri; Cichliformes; Cichlidae. Gene Ontology annotation, biological process: positive regulation of kinase activity; cell surface receptor protein tyrosine kinase signaling pathway; protein phosphorylation.